UCAGAUAAUAUUACCCUCAUCAUUCUCUUUAAAUCUCGUAGUACAACAUAUCUUAACAUAAAAUAAUAGUCAAAAUCCUAAAAAGUACGAUCACGGAACGUCGUCGUACACAUCUUUAAUACACGCUCUCUGCUCCUUUCUCGCCGGCCGUUUUAGACUCAACAAUUUUCUGAAAAAGGAAAGACUUUAGUAAAACAAAUUCUCAAAAAAAUUCCUUUUUUUACUUUACUUUGGUGUCUAAUUUCGGAUCUCCGGCGAUGGGUCGGGUAGAGACGGCAGCGGACCCGUCGACGGCAGCGGCGGUGGUGGCGUACCGCUUGCAUGAGGCAUUAAGUUGGUGGGAGGAGGUGAACAAAUCCAUUGUUUGGCAAGACCGUACUUUCCAUGUCCUCGCGAUCUUAUACGGCGUCGUUUCAAUUGUUGCUCUUGUGCAAUUAAUUCGGAUUCAAAUGAGAGUUCCCGAGUAUGGAUGGACCACUCAGAAAGUUUUCCACUUUCUCAAUUUCUUGGUGAAUGGAGUUCGCUCGCUUGUUUUUGCAUUUCGCCGGGAUGUUCAGAAGUUGAACCCUGAGAUUAUCCAGCACAUCUUGCUUGAUAUGCCAAGUCUUGCAUUCUUCACAACUUUUGCUCUGCUAGUAUUAUUCUGGGCUGAGAUAUACUAUCAGGCACGUGCUGUAUCUACUGAUGCUCUUAGGCCUAGUUUCUUCACAAUUAAUGGAGUGGUGUAUGCUGUUCAGAUUAUAUUAUGGCUCAUAAUAUGGUGGAAACCUAUUCCAGCUCUCGUCAUCUUAUCUAAGGUGUUCUUUGCAGGUGUAUCUCUAUUUGCAGCCUUGGGGUUUCUUCUUUAUGGAGGAAGGCUUUUCCUCAUGUUACGGCGUUUCCCUGUAGAAUCAAAAGGGAGACAGAAGAAGCUACAGGAGGUUGGCUAUGUGACAACAAUAUGCUUUACAUGCUUCCUCAUUAGAUGCAUUAUGCUGUGUUUCAAUGCGUUUGAUAAAGCUGCGGAUCUUGAUGUCCUGGACCAUCCAAUUUUGAAUUUUGUGUACUACCUGUUGGUGGAGAUACUACCUUCUUCGCUUAUCCUUUUCAUUUUGCGGAAGUUGCCUCCGAAGCGAGGGAUCACACAGUACCACCCUAUUCGCUGAUACAAUAGUGUGUUCAAUGAUGGGGAUGAAGCUUCGGGAUGGAAAUCAAGCUCUGGGAAGUAGGAUCAGGUACCAGACGAGUUGGCUUUUAUGAUACUUGUCUUACCUGGAAGUGAUGGAAACGAAGACCAUUUGAGAGAUUAUCUUGUACAUGGUGUAUGGUUCAUCUGGGACUCUGAAAAUAUAGUUUGUUCUUUGCAGAUUUUUAGUUAUGUUUCUAAUUUAUAGUUUUGAAGCAAGAGUUGUGGAACAUAUUGUGAUUUCUAGUGUAAUUAUUCUCAUCGUUGGUUUUCAGAUUUCAA
Messenger RNA from Nicotiana tabacum (common tobacco), 1447 nucleotides. Its product is annotated as tobamovirus multiplication protein 3-like. NCBI's taxonomy places the organism in Eukaryota, Viridiplantae, Streptophyta, Magnoliopsida, Solanales, Solanaceae. The record is from RefSeq and is a predicted model, not a curated record.